AUGUCCUGCAGGUACCAGAUCCGGGCGCUGGAGUCUCAGAAGCGGCAGCAGGAGCUGGUGCUGCGCAGGAAGACCCAGGAGGUGACCGCCCUGCGACGCCUCACAAAGCCCAUGUCGGACCGCGUGGCCGGACGCGUGGCCCGUUGGAACCAGACCCCCCCAGUUACGGACUCCGGAGCUGAUUUGUCGGCCAGCACCACAGCAAGCGGCUCUGAAGCCGAGGGUGCGAGGACUGUGAGCGGCUUGGUGCGGCAGUGGAACAAUAAGAACAAUGUGUACGGAUACCUGGGAGAGAGCGAGGGCAGCAUGGAUGGAACACGGGUGAUUGGCAGCAGGAGGAAGUUGCAGCGGAAGCCGGCGGGCCUGUGCGGCCCUGCGGCUGCUGGAAGAGCCACUAGUUUCUCUAAGUCGGCCCGUCACAAGUGGCAAACCCUCGAGCGUCGCAUCAUGGAUAUCGUCAUGCAGAGAAUGACCAUUUCUAACGUGGAAGCUGACAUGGAUCGCCUUAUCAAGAAGCGAGAAGAGCUGACUGCUCAGCAGGAGGCGCUUUCACAUAAGAGGCAGGUACUGAUGGCGGACGGGGAGGGGCCAGAGGCCGAGGACCGUCUCCUUCAAGAAAUUAACGAGGACAUCGAGGUGCUGAAUGCAAAUAUAGACUACAUCAACGACAGUCUGUCGGACUGCCAGGCCACGAUAGUGCAGAUCGAGGAAACCAAGGACGAGCUGGACUCUGUGGACACCUCAGUGGUGAUCAGCUCCUGCUCACUGGCUGAAGCCCGCCACCUGCUGGACCACUUCCUGAAGGCUUCCAUUGACAAGAGUUUACAGGUGGCCCAGAAGGAGACCCAGAUCAGGCUGCUGGAAGGCCAGCUGAGGCAGACCGAUGUGAUCGGCUCGUCUCAGAAUCACAUGAUCCUCGAUGCGUUACGUGAAAAGGCUGAAUACAACCCUGAACUCCAGGCUCUCAUUCACAACGCCCAACAAGAAAACGGUUAUGCCAGCACGGACGAGGAGCCUUCGGAGUUCAGCCAGGCCUCUGACAGCAGUGUUUCACAAAUGAAGGAAUCCAACAGCCAGGAUGAUUUCAAAUUAAAGGUGGAGCCUCGUCUGUCAGGCCAGAUGAAGGCGGUGUCGGCAGAGUACCUGGGUCCGGUCCUGGACCCGUCGUCAAGCAGCAAACCGCAGCACAUCACCAAGUCUCUGGCCUCGCUGACAGACAUCCAGGAGGACGGCCUGAGUCUCAUUCCAGGGAGUUUGGCGUUAAGUUUGCCCCUGCGAGACCCCUACUUCAAGGACCGCGCGUCCCGCACCAUCAGCCUGCCCGUCAGGGGUCACACCUUUCCCAGGCAGUCUCGGGGUUAUGACACCUCCCCUUUAACAAGAAGGAAAUCUUACGACCGCGCCUACAGGCCUACUGAUGGCUACACUCCCCCCUCCUCCCCUCCUCUGAGGACCAGAAACGACCGCAACGUCUUCUCCAGGCUCACCAGCAACCAAACCCAGGGUUCUGCUCUGGACAAGUCGGAUGACAGCGACUCCUCGCUCUCCGAGGUGCUCAGGGGUGUGAUCAAUCCCAUCGGGGGCGUGAAGGGGGGUCGGACAGCACCCCUGCAGUGUGCCUCUGUAGCCGAGGGCCACUCGAAGCCGGUUCUGAGCGUGGAUGCUACAGAUGAGCUGCUGUUCACCGGAUCUAAAGACCGUACCUGUAAGAUGUGGAAUCUGGUAACGGGUCAGGAGAUCACCACCCUUAAAGGACACCCGAACAACGUGGUGUCGGUGAAGUACUGCCCCUCCUCUGGCUUGGUCUUCUCCGUCUCCACCUCCUACAUCAAGGUGUGGGACAUCCGCGACUCUGCCAAAUGUAUCCGCACGCUCACAUCAUCAGGACAGGUGAUUUCAGGGGAUGCUUGUGCAGGCACAACCACCCGUACGAUCACCUUUUCCCAGGGCGAAUGUCAGAUCAACCAGAUAGCCCUGAACCCCUCAGGUUCUGUGCUCUACGCGGCCGCCGGAAACAUUGUUCGCAUGUUUGACCUCAACAGGAUGCAGGCAACAGGCAAGCUGACGGGCCACAUUGGUUCUGUCAUGUGUCUGACAGUGGGACAGUCUCUGCUGGGCAAAGAUCAAGUCAUCACUGGCUCUAAAGACCAUUAUGUCAAGGUGUUUGAUGUGGCAGAAGGAACUCUGGGUAAUAUAGGUCCAGCUCAUAACUUCGAGCCUCCGCACUAUGAUGGCAUCGAAUGUUUGGCCGUGCAGGGGGACGUGCUGUUCAGCGGCUCGAGAGACAAUGGCAUCAAGAAGUGGGAGCUGGAGCAGCAGGAGCUUACACAGCAAAUCCCCAACGCUCACAAGGACUGGGUGUGCGCUCUGGCCUACGUCCCUGGCCGGCCCAUGCUGCUGAGCGCCUGUCGGGGCGGCAUGCUCAAAGUGUGGAACGUGGAGAACUUCACACCUAUAGGAGAGGUCAGAGGUCACGAUAGCCCCAUUAAUGCCAUAUGCACCAACUCCAGACAGAUCUUCACUGCAUCCAGCGACAAGACGGUGAAGAUCUGGCUGUCAAAGGUGUGGAGGAAGAGGUGA
Nematolebias whitei (Rio pearlfish) is the source of this 2580-nucleotide messenger RNA. Its product is annotated as kinesin-like protein KIF21B. The transcript is spliced from 19 exons. Gene Ontology annotation, molecular function: protein binding. Lineage: Eukaryota; Metazoa; Chordata; Actinopteri; Cyprinodontiformes; Rivulidae. The coding region runs from base 1 to 2580 and encodes 859 amino acids. The record is from RefSeq and is a predicted model, not a curated record.